Mollisia scopiformis is the source of this 658-nucleotide messenger RNA. RefSeq lists its product as uncharacterized. The record is from RefSeq and is a predicted model, not a curated record. The coding region runs from base 110 to 328 and encodes 72 amino acids. Lineage: Eukaryota; Fungi; Ascomycota; Leotiomycetes; Helotiales; Mollisiaceae. The transcript has a single exon.
GACGAACAUCAAGAGUGAAGAUACUUCUGAUAUUCUCGCAACAAUGGAACAAGAUCACGAUUUCUCACACCAAAAAAAUCAAACAAGUAUCACUCACCCCAUCCUCGUAAUGCCCAAAUAUACGCCCUUCCUGUGCCUUUUACCACUCGUCAAUCUGCCUACAGAACGCUGCGAUUCGUAUGGAUCCGCGCAGGAGGAGGCGCAGUAUCUCGACUGGCACGGCUGCACCCCCUUCACGCUGCAGCAAAAAGACUCGCAUGUACCCGUCGACCGCUUCAUGCAACCUGCAACCUGCAACCUGCAACCUCUCAUUCUGCACCGAAACUGAGCCUCACUCCCGCAGCCACCACUGCACCUAUUCUUCGACCCCCAACAUCCCAACUCCCCGUACUGUACAUGUACAACCCGGUGUCGAGUAGAAAGGGAAUGGCUAUGCUGCUGGAUUUGAAUUUGACCAAACUUGGCUUUCACCCGGGAUCCUGCGCUUCUCAGUGGCUGAAUCGAGAGUGUAAGGGACCUCGAUUAGAACAGUCGACCCCGGAAAAUGGAUGACUGAUGUGCUGUCGGAAGUAAAAUGUGGAAAGUGAAUGUCGGUCCCAAGAUAAGUCUGACUUUCUUUCACCUUCAAAUAAAAUAAAAUAAAAUAAAAUAAAUUGUU